UAUUUUCGAUGGCGGCGCCUCCGCAGCGCCCAAGAUGGCGGCGCCUGAGAGGAAAGCGCCAUGAAGGCGGCGCGCGGAGGGCGGCAGGCGACGCUGUUCGAGGCCUGGGGCGCCCGGCCCGAUCCCGGGGAAGAAGACGGGGAGGACGAUGAAGACGAGGCGCUGCUGCUGGCGGCGGCGGAGGAGGCGGAGGCGCGGCCGGGGGGCUUCGUGGCGGGCCCGGCGGGGCGGCUGUGGCUCUUCCCCGGCGGGCCCGGCCUGGAGACGCGGCCCUACCAGGUGCGGGCGGUGCGGGCGGCGCUGCUGGGCAACACGCUCCUGUGCCUGCCCACGGGCCUGGGCAAGACGCUGGUGGCGGCCGCCGUGCUGCACAACUUCUCCCGCUGGUUCCCCGCCGGGAAGGCCCUCUUCUUGGCCCCCACACGGCCCCUGGUCGCCCAGCAGCGCCGCGCAUGCGCCAGGCUCAUGGGCCUCCCCGCCCGGGACGCCGCCCAGGUCACCGGAGGCACUUCAAUCGCUGACCGGAAGGAGCUCUGGCGCCACAAGAAGGUCUUCUUCCUGACACCUCAAAUCCUGGUCAACGAUCUCUCCCGAGGGAUCUGCCCGGCUGCAGAAGUGAAGUGCCUGGUGCUCGACGAAGCCCACAGGGCGCUGGGGAAUUAUGCAUAUUGCCAGGUGGUGAAGGAAUUAUGCAAAUACACCCAUGAGUUCCGGAUCUUGGCUCUGACGGCCACCCCUGGCAGCGAUGCAAAGGCCGUCCAGCAAGUGGUUUCCAACCUGCUGAUUUCGCACAUCGAGCUCUGUACGGAAGACUCUCCUGACAUCCAGCCUUACUCUCACGAGCGGCGCGUUGAGAAGACCGUGGUCCCGCUGGGAAAAGAGCUGGCCGGGGUCCAAGCAGCGUACAUCCGGGUCCUGGAAGCAUUUGCCGGCCGGCUGACCAGCCUGCGGGCCUUGUCCCAGCGUGACAUCUCUUCUCUCACCAAAUACCAGAUCAUCCUGGCCCGGGACCAGUUUCGGAAGAACCCAGCUUCACACUUUACGGGAAAGCAGCAAGGAGCCAUAGAAGGCGACUUUGCCCUUUGCAUCAGCCUGUAUCAUGGCUAUGAGCUGUUGCUGCAGAUGGGGAUGCGUUCGCUCUAUAUCUUCUUGACGGGAAUCAUGGAUGGAUCGAAAGGCAUGACGCGUGCCAGGAAUGAACUUGGGCGCAACGAGGACUUUGUGACGUUGUACAGUCAGCUGGAAAGCAUGUUUGCAGACACAAGUGCGCCUGCCGCAAAUGGCAGCAAUGAAGUUCCAGAAACUGGAAGCAAGAAGCCAUUUGUUUAUGGCCACCCAAAGCUGAAGAAAUUAGAAGAGGUCGUGACAGAGCAUUUCCAGUCCUGGAAUGAGAACGCAGGCCAGACGCGGGUGAUGAUCUUCUCCUCCUUCCGCGACAGCGUCCAGGAAAUUGCGGAGAUGCUCAGCCGGCACCACCCCCUCCUGAGGGUCAUGACCUUCGUGGGCCAUUCGGUGGGCAGAGGCAAGGGCAGCGGCAGUGGGGGCAGCAGCAGGGGCUUCACGCAGAAGGAGCAGCUGGAGGUGGUGAAGCGCUUCCGCGAGGGCGGCUACAACACCUUGGUCUCCACCUGUGUGGGAGAAGAAGGCCUGGACAUCGGGGAGGUCGACCUCAUUGUCUGCUUCGACGCCCAGAAGAGCCCCAUCCGCCUGGUGCAGCGCAUGGGACGGACGGGGCGCAAGCGGCAGGGGCGCAUCGUGGUCAUCCUCUCCGAAGGACGGGAAGAGCGGACUUACAACCAAAGCCAGUCCAACAGAAAGAGUCUCCUCAAAGCUCUCGCCGAGAACAAGGGGCUCCGCUUGUACCAGCACAGUCCGCGCAUGAUUCCGGAAGGCAUAGACCCACAGAUGCACCUGGUGGUCAUCGCGCCCAAAGAGGAGGAGGAGGAGGAGGAGGAGGAAGCAGAGAACACCAAAGGGGACACUUUACUCCAGCCUUGGCUUCCCUUUUCCGCUGGCACAGGAGGAAAGCAGCCGCGUCCUUCCGAAGGGUGGGGCCUUUCUCCAGAAGAGUUUGAAAGAUGGCGCCGGUUGUAUAAAUUAGAACCUGGGGAUGGCAUUAAGAUGCCCGCACUGCCUCGAAGCCGCUUUGAAACUUUCCCAGAUGAGGAGACGGAAAGCGUACCUGUGGCCGAAGAGGUCCGUGUGCUUUCCUUGACCGAAUGGAGCCUCUGGCAGAGCCGCCCUUUCCCGACUGUCCUGGUGGACCAUUCGGGCCGUUGCCAACACUUCAUUGGCCUCAUGGACAUGAUAGAGCAGAUGCGGCACGAGGAGGGAGACUGCAGCUAUGAGAAGGAAAUCCGGCCUUAUCUUCACUGGGAAGAUGUGCACAUCUCGGGCGUUCAGAAGAAGAAAAGCGGCUGCGAUACUGCAAUCGCCCAGAAGACCUCCAAGUCCCGAAGAACUGCCUUGGAUGCCUCCAAACGCAGCUCCUCUUCUUUCGCAGAGAUGGACACAGAAUGGGCCGCUCUCUUUAAGCCCAACAGCGUCAAAGCUGCGAGCAGGGCCCACGUGCGGACAGCAGCCCCUUCCACCCGGGCUUCAGAGGGCAUUGGCUCUUCCGAUACCUUCUUAGCAAACAAUUCUGAGGACCCAAGAUGGGCAGAAAAGGAUGGAGAAAGCAUGGGACAGAAUGACAAAACAAACGCUCUCCAAAGAGGCACGUCUCAUUGUGGAAGUGAAGGAUCCAGAGGAUUUCAGAGUCACCCCGAAGAAGCAGAAGAGAGGAUCCCAGAGAAUGGACACAGUGUGGAUUCUGGCUGUGGCCGUCUUGCAGAAGAAAGCUCCCCCGCUUCCUCCCUGUUUUACUUACCCGAAUCAGAGACAGACUUGUUUGCAGGUACAGAUGCGGGUGAGGGCCCUCUUUGUGGAGAAGACAUCCUCAGAGCAGUUGCCAAGCUCCUGUCCCGGUCCCCUCCUUCCCUGAAGGAGAUCUUUGAUUCUGAGGAAAGGAGGAAUGACGAAGAACGACAGAGAGGCUCCGGGCAGAAAUCUGGUUCCAGUCUGUCUCUUGGCCCCUUGCCUUCAGAAAACCCGGUUCCUUUAAAAAAUCCACCCAGCGCACCUGACAGCAUCUCUGGACAUAGUGAUGUCCAUGCACUUGGCCCCUUGAACUUCCAUUUGGAAACAAACCUCGCUUCCAGUCCUUCCGUUGGCAAGACGAGCGCUCUCGAUUGGGAUGAGCUGUUUGAUAAUAGUAGUGAAGAAGAGAUUGGGGUCCUAGAGGGAAACCUGCCUGUGACAAAACACUGUCUAAAGAUGGGAAAGGAUGGCGAUGAAGAGCCUCAAGGGUCCUGUACAAAGUCUGGGAGAAAUAUGACCCCGGAUCAAGCAGUUACGCAUUCCGUAGAGGAAGAAUGUUUAUCGGAGAACGCACAUUCACCCAUUGGGAAAGGGAAGAGGCCUUUGGUGAUUUCAGACUUGUGUAGUCAACCCAAUAGUCAAGCCAUAGGGACACUUGAAUGGCCGUCUUGCGAUGACCACGUUCAAGUCACCCACCAAGAACCCGCAGAUUCACUGGUCCUUUAUGGAGAAGAGACUUUAGAGCCAGCUGGUGAUGUUUGUACCGCAAAGGAAGGGAAGCCGGAGCUUCACGAAGGUCUCUUUGAUGCGUCUCAGGAGUUGUUCUCUGUCAAUUUUGACCUUGGCUUCUCUAUCCAGGAAUCAGAGGAAGAGGAAGCGAGAGACGGAAGAGAUGCCACACCUGGCUUCCUUGGUGCUGAUAUUUCCCCUUUGGGGAACGUGGCCAGGAAAUCCCCACCAACUUCCAGCGAGGGAUGCUUCGGCCGGACAAAGUCCUCCACUCCGUUGCACCCGCCGGACCCGCGCUCUGCCCUGCCGCCCAUUGAAAGCGUGAUCCCCGUGACUUCCCCUCUGACUCCAGCCGGACUAAAACAGCACCCGUCCUUCCAUGCUGCACAGCCUGAGUUUUCCACACCAAGACGGAGGCCGGAGGGGCCUUUGAAAGGAACCCUGGGUGGUCUGCCUUCUAGGAAGAGGGAGAGAAGCCCACCCGGAGCGGUGCCGAGCCAAGCCCAAAGCAGCCUGGUCAAAGUCUUGGCCAAGUCAGCUUUUCCAGGAGAGAAAGCAAAGGGAAAGGCGGAGAAGGAAAGCCUGAAGGGCUCCAUCGUGCUGCUCCCUGCUCAAGCAGGGCCCGGCACUGACAGCGAAGAGGACAUUGUCUUUCUCAGGAAGAAUAAAAAGAAAAGAACCAUUCUGACGUCUCCAAAUAACAACAGCGGCGACGUUGAGUCACCGAUUCACACCAUCAAGAAGCGGAGACGUCCCCUCAUUGCGUCAGAUUUGUCCAGCGAUGAAAACACAGAUUUCACUGAGAAACCCAACCAAGUGCCGAGGGAUGUGAACAGCGGGAGCAAGAGGCCAGUUCCAGGUGCAAAAAGGGAGAAGAGGAGGAAGGGCAGGGCUGGGCUGCAGGAGGCCGCCCGGUGCUUCAUUGAGGAGGAGGCCGCCCUUUCCGAAGAGGGAUCCGCGGGGGUCUCUUCGGACGAGAGCCUGACCUCCGAAGACGCAAUGAGCAGCUCCAUCGCCCAGUUCCUGAAUGACGAGACACAAGACCUGAAUGAGUCUGAGAUGCAAGGCGUCUACCUGGAAUCGGUGCGCAGCCCAGCCGUGGGCAACCGGUACAAGAUGGUGAUGCGCAAAGGAGGGCACCAUGCGCUGACCGUCUUCUCUCAGGUUCCGGAGCAGGACGAGAGCUAUUUGGCCGACAGUUUCUGCGUUGAGGACAAUGUGGAGGACAACUCUGGCGUCGGCUCCUGUGAGGAGGAGGAGGAGGAAGUGCACAUCAAUUUUGACCUGUUGGAGGAGGAGAGCUUUGCAAAUGGGAGGAAACUGUACUGCACUCGCCGUCGGAAGAAGCUGAAGUGCAUGGAAGAGGCAAAGGGUGCUCCCUCCUUGCCAAGGAGACCCUCCCGGGUCCGGAUCCUGGAAGACUCCAGCGAAGACGAGGGAGAAGUUGGUAGAGAAGAGAAGGGUUCCCACGCGACUCCAUCCCUGGAGCCCCACCGGACAUUGUCCCCUCGGCCCCCGGAAAGCAGGGCCCACCGCCUCCUGAAGCUGAAGGCUUCCCUGUCGGAAGAGCUGGACUUCCUCCCUCUGCGCAAAAGCCACGGCCAGAAGGAGUCCAUGGCUGGAGACCUACGGGAUCCCACCAAGGUGGAAAGGCCUUCGGGUGCCUCCUUCUCUUCUGCUUUGGCCGCCUGCCCUUCCUCUUCCUCCCUGAAGGACCCGGCCGCCCUGUGCAUCCUAGCGGACAGCCGCGAGAUCUCCUCUGGUCCGGAGGUCAUCUCCACCCUGAAGGCCGCCCACGGGGUCAAGGUGCAGGUCUGCUCCCUGGGCGUCUGCGAUUAUGUGGUCAGCCACCGGAUGGCGGUGGAGAGGAAGUCCCCGGCGGAGCUCCUCCACCCUGCGCAGCGGAGCAGAGCGGCCCUGAAGGUGCAGGAGAUCAGGAGGAAGUUUGACCGGAUCUGUGUCAUCGUGGAGAAAGAGAGGCCCAAGUCAGGAGAGGCCUGCAGGGCUUUUCGCCGGACCCAGCACUACGACGGCAUCCUGUCGGCCUUGGUCCGGGCCGGGGUCCGCCUCCUCUUCAGCUCUGGCCAGGAAGAGACGGCCGGCCUGCUGAAGGAGCUGGCUUUGGUGGAGCAGCGGAAGGAGGUGGGCAUCGCGUGGCCAGCGGUUGAGGUCACACCACGUCAGGAAGGGGCCCUGCGCUUCUACCUGAGCAUCCCUUGCGUGGGGCACCCGCUGGCCCUGGCCCUCUGCCACGCUUUCCGCUCCAUCCGGGAGGCUGCCAAUAGCUCUCCCAGUGAGAUGGCGGCCCGCACCCAGGUGAGCCAGCAGAAGGCGGAGGAAGUCUUCCAGUACCUGCGGCACCCUUUCGAUGCCCAAAUGCUGCCCAACGGGAGCCUCUGACUGGCCCACGGACCUUGGAAGCAAAUGCACUUUACUGUAAGAUAUGUAAAUAAACUUGGACACAGAAAAGAG
Molecule: messenger RNA, 6060 nt
Organism: Anolis carolinensis (green anole)
Lineage: Eukaryota; Metazoa; Chordata; Lepidosauria; Squamata; Anolidae
Gene: fancm
Product: FA complementation group M
Exons: 23
Coding region: 61-5988 (1975 amino acids)
Biological process (GO): interstrand cross-link repair; double-strand break repair via synthesis-dependent strand annealing
Molecular function (GO): ATP binding; four-way junction DNA binding; four-way junction helicase activity
Source: RefSeq, a predicted model, not a curated record